UCUUCUUCUUUCUUUUCCUGACUAUUGACUCAAUCCUCCUAUAGUUUGACUUUGACAGAGCCGGCUUUUCUCUCAUGGCCGAGUCCAGCGGCCUGAAGCCGGGCAACGGCUCCUCGCAUGUGAACGGCAAGAUGAAUGGCCAGACGACGGCCAAGAAACAGCCUGCGCCACGGCAACAUGGGCUCUUUGCCUGGUUGUUUGGUACAGCUGCCAGAAUCGCGACAUGGGCCAUCAUUAUCACGCUGCUCUUCCGCUGCCCCUCCACUCUCGAGGAGUGCGACGAGAACUCUCCCUUCAUCUGCAAGCCGUACUUCCAGGCGAAAGCCGCCGUCGCCCCAUACACGCUGCCUUACUACGAGCAAUACGCUGCGCCAUAUGUGGACUUUGCGAGGCCUUACUACGAGACAGUCGACGCCCGCGUCCUCUCGCCAGCGCGCAGCUACGCCGUCCAAUACGGUGCUCCCUGGGUGGAAAAGGGCCAGCAACAAGCUCGGGCCCAGUGGGAGAAGCACGGCCAACCCCAGGUAGCCCAGCUGCGAGAGCUGUCGCGGAAGCAGUACGAACAAACAAUUGCUCCCCAUCUGGAGCGUGCGGGCGAGGUCCUCAGACCCUACUACGAGAUCGGCCGGGCCAGUUCUCUUCGGCUGUACCAUGAUGCUCUGCUGCCAACGUAUGCGCUGGUGCAACCCUAUGCCCACCAAGGCUACACGGCUGCCUCGAGCUUCACCACCGGCACCGCGCUCCCCGCUGUCCAGUGGACCUGGGCAAAGACGAACGCCUUCCUCGACAAGGCAGUGUGGCCGCAGCUGCGGAUGCUCUAUGUCGAGAAUGUAGAGCCCCAGCUUGUUCGCAUCGGUGAGCGUCUGGAGCGAUACAAGAAUCGCGCCAGGACCAAGUGGUAUAGAAAAAGAAGGACGACAACCGAACCGCCGCGAUACUCAUCAUUCAGCAAGCCAUCCCCACAGGGAACGCCAGCGCCGACUACACCAGCCUCCGAGCCUGAUGCCCCCGCCGCCCCGAGCUCCAGCGCUGAGAAGCAGCCAGUGACGGAAUCCUACUGGAACCCUGUGCAGCCUCCCGCCCCUGCGGAAAACGAGACGGAGCAAAGGAGAACCGCUCGUGAGAUGGUGGCGCAGGACCUCGAGAUGUGGCAGAAUAAGUUUGCCGCCCAGGCCGACGAAGGCGCUGUGGACAUGGAGGACCGGAUUGACGAGCUCGCGAGUCGCAGGAUGGCUGAGGACAUUGCACGCUACGGCAAGCCUCUUGUCAAGAAGCUCCGGGCAACGGUCCAGACUGAGACUGACCGUCUCAAGGCCAAGAUCUCCAAGAUCGUUGCCGAGCACGCGCGCGGUGCGCUCGCUGAUGCCCAGGAGCAGAUUGUCGGCGCUGUCCGAGCCGCUGGUCUGGCUAUCAAGACGGCUGCGCAAGACAUUCGGAACUGGCGCGAAGAGUACGACGAGGAUCUGCAAUCCGAGGUCCUGAAGGCCGCCGAUGUGCACUUUGAGAUCCUGGACGAGACUAGGAAUCUCGCCCUGCAGCAGCUCGGAAUGAAGUGGGCCUGGACCGAGGGCGUCACAUACAAGGACUGGGCAAAGUACCACGAACUGAAGCAGGCGCUGACGGAGUGGACCGAGGAGCUGAAGCAGCUCAUCGUCACCCACCCCACGCUUCUUCGGGCACAGGAUGCUUCUGCACAGAUCGAGGACGAGGGCAUGACGAUUGCGUCGGCUGCUGCCAAGGAGCUGGCUCGUCUCAAGCAAGUGGCUCAGUGGAAGCUGGCGGCGAAUGAUUCGAGCGACAACUUUGACUCGGAGGCGAUGGAAAGAGCAGCAGAGGCUGCACAGAACCCUACUGUGGCUGAGAAUGCCGACGAGUCGGUUGAACAAGAGGAGGCUGACAAUGUUACGGCGGAAGAGUUUCCUGAAGCAGCCGUUGAUGGAGCCGAUGGCCAAGAUUCGUCUUCUACCCAGGUUACUGAUGCCGUUUUGGAAGCCGUCCUGGAGGCCGUCUCGGAGGAGGCAGCGGCAACGGAGACCGACGAGACGGUCCCGCCUUCGGAACCCGAGUCUGCUGAUGAAGCCAAGGAUGAUGCUCUUGUUGAUGAGCAGUCGUCGAGCGCGGAAUCAAGCGAGGCCAUUCCUGUGGAAGACAAUGACACCUCGGACCUCUCUGAACACGCUGCGGAACAGACUGACACUCACCCUGAUGUUCAGAAGCCCCUUGCAGGCCAGACCGACGAGGCUCAGGAACCCGCUGUUGAUGCCACACAGGACGAAGAGCCCGCUCCAAUCAUUCUGGAGGAGGCUUCCACAAUCCUUAGCGACGCCGCAUCCAUUGUUGCUGAAUCUGCCACCGAGGCCGUGAUGGAGUCGGAGCCCGAUGAGACGGCUGAAGCCGCACUGGAAUCCGAGUCUGAAGUCAUGGAAGAGCACGAGGAGGAAGACGACGAGUCUCCAUGGUCACGAGACACGGCAACUCGGCACGACGCCCCUACCGUCAAGGCAUCUUUCCUCGGCGCGGCCGCCCAGGUUGUUCCUGGCCGGCAAAUCGUUCUUGACGAGGACGACGACACGGAGGAUGACUACCUAUCUAGCGCGACAAAGGCUGCCGAGGCGGCUUAUUCGAGCGCCGUCUCCCUCGCCUCUGAUCGCUAUUCGAGCGCGGUGUCGAUCAUCUCCGCCCAGGUUCACGGAACCCCAACCCCGGCCGUGCAGAACCAGCUCCUUUCUUCGGUCUCGGCCGCUUACGAUCAGGCAUUGGCUGCGGCGAGUUCGAGGCUCAAGGAUUUCGCUGAUGCCGCCUCGGCAGGAGUCUAUGGCACGCCAGCUCCUACCCCGGCGACUCCCACGCAGGCACACUGGAGCAGAGUGGAAUCAAUUGCUGCAGAGCGUCUGAACGAGGGCAAGCUGUGGGCCGAGCUUCAAUAUCAGAGCGCCUUGAUCGCGCUGGGACUGGCGACGGCCACUCCAACGCCCACCAAUGCCGUCGAGAAGUACUACGAACAGGCCAAGUACAACUACUACGCCGGAGUCGGCAUGGCGCACGAUCGCUACAACAACUUUAUCUCUGCUGCUUCGUCUGCUUGGUCCUCGCUCACGGCCACAGCGACACCGACUCCGACGCCUCAGGCGCUGACCGACUCUGCCAUGUCCAUGGUCUCUGCCGCUGGUCAGGCUGCCGAAUCUGCCUACUCCAAGGCGACGGAGAAUGUUGCUUCUGCAAUCGAAGCCGUGGACGAAUCGAUCUCGUCUUUGCAUCAUGCUGCGACGGAGCAAGUCUACAACGCCGGGCUGGCCAUUGGCGAGACGUGGGGGACGGUCGUGAGCCAGCUGAGCCUGGAGAUUUACGGCCAGCCAACGCCGGCACUCAUCGGAUGGUACGAUGGCCUGGUGACGGAUGCGCAGGCGGUCGUGGCGAGCGCGACUUCGGCUGUUGGAAAGGCCGGUGAGACGGCAUCAGCCGGUGCCGUGAACGAGUACGAAGCAGUGAGCGAGCUGGUGUCGGAGCUGAUUGUUGGCCGGGAGCCGCCUUUCACGGAGAGUGUAUUGUCAAGGCUCCAGGCGGCGUAUGCCACGGCGACGCAGAACGUGGCCAGCCUGGCGAGCGAAGCCAGCGCGGCGGCUGGAUCUGUUGGCGAAAAGGUGGGCAGCAUGGCGAGCAAGGCGACCGACGCGGCGAAGCAUGGCCGAGACGAGUUGUGA
Molecule: messenger RNA, 3701 nt
Organism: Trichoderma reesei QM6a
Lineage: Eukaryota; Fungi; Ascomycota; Sordariomycetes; Hypocreales; Hypocreaceae
Exons: 3
Coding region: 75-3701 (1208 amino acids)
Biological process (GO): protein transport
Source: RefSeq, a predicted model, not a curated record